UUUCAUCACUUGAAUACUUAGCAAUUAACAAAUAUGGCUGUGUGGAAUAUUUCAGCUCUUGUGGCCUGUGUGGUGGUGUUAGCUUUGGUGCUUCCUUCCCACGCACAAAACUCUCCUCAAGACUACCUUAAUGCGCACAAUGCAGCUCGUUCGGCAAUCGUGGGUGCAAACAUACCAGCUCUGUUAUAUGACACCACAUUAGAAGCAGAUGUCCAAUUGUAUCUCAGUACAUUGCUUGGCGUGUGCAAUAUUAACGUUGAUCUUUCAUUGAAUGGCAUCAACGUUAAAGUGAAAGAAAAUGUGUUGACUGGGCUUGAUGCUGUGAAUGCUUGGGUUAGUGAGCAGAUCUUCUAUGACUACAACACCAAUCUUUGCGUGGGAGGAGUGUGCAAUCAUUAUACUCAAGUUGUUUGGAAGAGCUCGGUUAGUAUAGGAUGUUUCAGGACACAGUGCCUUAACAAUGUGAAUCUUUGGAUUGUUGGUUGCAAGUAUAGUCCACCUGGCAACAUCAUCGGACAGCGCCCAUACUAAGCUCUACUGCGUAUCGCAAAGCUCAAAGGAGCAUGGAUGGGAUAUAUAUACAUGGUCGCUAAUAAUAAUCCCAUUAUCGUUAAUCAUUAAGUUUGCAUUGUUUUGCUCUAUUAAUAAAGUUUGCUCCUUUUCCCUCGUUAA
Messenger RNA from Manihot esculenta (cassava), 672 nucleotides. RefSeq names its product basic form of pathogenesis-related protein 1. The record is from RefSeq and is a predicted model, not a curated record. Bases 34 to 531 code for a protein of 165 amino acids. Lineage: Eukaryota; Viridiplantae; Streptophyta; Magnoliopsida; Malpighiales; Euphorbiaceae. The transcript has a single exon.